UUAUGGAUCAACUAAAAGCUGAAUGGGUGGAUGCAAGUACAGUUAAUUCACAACAGCUUUCCGCCCCUGUGAACCAUAUCAAGGAGAGUGUUGAUGAGGCUGUUCCUGUUGAUGAUUCCGACAUUGUUACGGAUCCUGAAAUUACUUCCAAAUUGCACGGUGAACCGGUCACACCUACGGCAAAAAGACAGAACCCGGAUCCAUCCAUUGAAUCUACAAGUCAUGCAACACACAGCGAAGGAGAUUUGUCUUCGACUAAACUUAAGAAACCAACCAGGAUCACUAGGAAAUUAGUGAAGAUUGAAAAAUAGUUGAUAAUAUUGUCAUGGCUGCUAUUAUUUUGGGUCAUUUUAUGUAAGGAUUCUAUUUGGAAACUACAUAUUUUGUUGUAAUAUUAUAUUAUUAUUCGACUACUGUUCGAUCAAU
Messenger RNA from Vicia villosa (hairy vetch), 426 nucleotides. RefSeq lists its product as uncharacterized. Bases 3 to 311 code for a protein of 102 amino acids. The transcript is spliced from 3 exons. NCBI's taxonomy places the organism in Eukaryota, Viridiplantae, Streptophyta, Magnoliopsida, Fabales, Fabaceae. The record is from RefSeq and is a predicted model, not a curated record.